Messenger RNA from Cucurbita pepo subsp. pepo (vegetable marrow), 1609 nucleotides. RefSeq lists its product as uncharacterized. The record is from RefSeq and is a predicted model, not a curated record. NCBI's taxonomy places the organism in Eukaryota, Viridiplantae, Streptophyta, Magnoliopsida, Cucurbitales, Cucurbitaceae.
UCUGGUUUCGGGAGUAGGAGACAUUGAUGCAGAAGGGCAUGUGUGCUUGGGUUUGUUCUUAGUUGAAAGAUCUAAAAAUUGAAACAUUUCAAGUUGAAGAAUCAGUCACUAUGAACGACUGUUGUUCUCAAUGGAUUACAAAAUGUGCGUAUUUUCCACAUAGAAGAAUUACGUAUAAUCUUAAUGUAGACAAAGGAUAUGAUGUGAGCGUGGAUGUUAAGAAGAGAGUGAUGAUUAUGAGUUGAUGUCGAUGAUUUGGAAAGAAGUGUGGAAAAUACGGAAUCAGCAUCAGCGAUUAUUCGCCCCAAAUCUCACGGUGGACGGGCCGAUCGAGUCGCUACUCAGAGCCCACUCGCGAGUUGCCACGAUUUGGAUUCUCCCGUCUCUAUCAAUUUCAUACUCCUUCCUUCACUUCGGAUUUGUCAAGAAGUCACUGCCUUCAUGGGAAGGACUGCAUUUUUCUUGAGUCAUUCUACGACUGUGGCUUUCAUCUGGUUCACCUCUGCCGCCCUCUUCUUCAUUCUUUUCCAGAUGGCUCUCCACAACUCUACUUCCGCUUCUUCUUCAGAUUCUUUGAUUUCAAAUUCUGAGUUAAGAUCAAGAUUGUACAACAAGAUGGCGAUGGAUUUGGAUGAGAAAGGGGCACUUUUCCUUAAGGACGGCGAAACAUCUCAGUCUUUAUCACUUUCUGAUAUCUUCACCGUUAAGGAUGGAUCAGUCACUCCUAUAUUGAAGCCGGCAAAUCCUCCUGUUCGUGCUAACGUUUUGUAUCUAAGCACAGAGUACUCUGUUCCCAUAUCUGAGGCGGUAAAAUCUAUAUUCAAUCCUUAUUUUGAUAAAGCAAUUUGGUUCCAGAACUCUAGCUUGUACCAUUUUAGCAUGUUUCACGCAUCGCACCAUAUUACACCGGUUCCUGCUACUGAAGACGAGAUCGAAGCUGAAGCAGCUGCUGUGAAGUCUGCAACAGAGCAUAUGUGCCGAUUGAAAAUAGUUCUAGACAGAGUUGUUUUAACUUCAACAGGCGUUCUUCUUGGAUGUUGGCAGGUAAUAUCAGGGACAGAUCCUGUGACGAUACGUGCUAAACUAAGGGCAGCACUUCCACAUGCACCAGAGAAACAACUUUAUGAUCCCGCUAUUCUUCACACAUCAUUUGCUCGCCUUUUGGGUCACCCGAAACUUCCCGGAUCGCUUCAUAGUAGUUCUGAUGAACUCCAACUCUUUCACGAGCUGGUUGUUCGCUUGAAUAAACAACUCCAUGGAUUUGAGGCAAUGGUGUCGGAGCUGUGGUAUGUGGAGGAAUAUGAUGUUUUAGCUCUGGCUUUGAAUGGAAGAAUGAAGAUUCACAAGUUCCAACUUGGCUGCUCCAGCUCUUGAGAUGAACAAUCUCAAUACCACCCUUGAACUUAUCACGCAAGAGUUUUCUUAUAAACAACCCGCAGUUGAUACUCACUGCCGCACGGCCACCCGCUCGGAAUGAUGCAGACUUUCUCUUAGACGUGAAACUUGAAAGGGUUAUAACGUUACAAGGAGCUUUCUUGUAAAUGAAUAAGAGGCUUAUCUGAAUAGAUAAAGAUGUGUACUAUGUUAUAAAAGUUAGAUUCCUCUCUCU